Molecule: messenger RNA, 1405 nt
Organism: Carassius auratus (goldfish)
Lineage: Eukaryota; Metazoa; Chordata; Actinopteri; Cypriniformes; Cyprinidae
Exons: 8
Coding region: 53-1027 (324 amino acids)
Biological process (GO): mRNA 3'-end processing by stem-loop binding and cleavage; mRNA transport
Cellular component (GO): cytoplasm; histone pre-mRNA 3'end processing complex
Molecular function (GO): mRNA binding; histone pre-mRNA stem-loop binding
Source: RefSeq, a predicted model, not a curated record
CCAGAUAAAAAGCUUUGUGAACUCAACGUGUUGUGUGGCUGUAGCCAAAAUCAUGACAACGCGCAUAGAAAGCCUUCUUCAAGGCCCCUUUGAGUCGCGGCUGCCUCUGCCUCUUCAUUUGUGGCCAACAGAUGUUGCCCAAAACUGCAAUACUAAAACACACUCUCUCCCAAGCAGCCCAGAGCCUUGGCUUCUACCAGGCUGCAGUUCAGUGUUUGACAGUCUUGUCAGCUGCUCUAAAACCCCACAGUCAGCUUCACAAAAUGAAGAAAAGACUUCUGCUGUUCAGAAGCCUCGCAGGUCAUCCAUUCUUGAGCGGUGCAUCCUGAAGAUGUCUACAGCUAGUGUUGCUGUUGGAACUGAAGACCUCGAUGGGAUCAAGAGGUCACCGUCAGGACGACAGUGGUGCCCCCACAAUGCUGACCCUUCACAAUUUGAGAUUAAUGAGGCAGUUUUGAAGCGAAGACAAAAACAAAUUCAGUAUGGGAAGAACACGUGUGGCUACCAGAACUAUGUCCAGCAGGUUCCAAAGCGUCUCCGUGUGCCUGGGAUUCACCCUUCUACUCCAAACAAAUAUCGCAAAUACAGCCGUAGAUCUUGGGACAUGCAAGUCCGCCUCUGGCGGAGAGCGCUUCAUGCUUGGGACCUGCCAUCUGCUUCCCAGAAAGACCCGGGGGGACAAGGCCCUGUUGUUCAAUUGCAGAGCUUGCUUAAGAAUACAGAGCUGUGGGACAGUGGUGAAAAGGAGGGCUCAAAGUGGGAUAUGGCACUAGAUACCAUGUCGUCCAUUACUUCACAACCUUCUGAUUUGUCAACUGAUGGUCUUUGGCUGUAUUCUUAUGCUACUCAGGUUGGAGUCCCAUGUAACCAGGGCCAAACCUCUCCGCCUGGACUGGGCUACACCUUUAGCAGUCACCUAACGGCGCAGGAGAACGUCCUAGGAUGGUUGCGAUUUCUUCUUGAGACUGACCACAACCAAACCCAGGCACCUUUGCUGCAUGAAGAGCCUUUCUGGAGAUUUAUGUAGUGUCUCGUCAAAUCAUGCGAAUGGUCUGCACAGAUCAGGUGCAAAUCUUGUUCUCCAGCAGUGUUUGAAUUGGAUCACGGUCUACUAGUUUAGUAUGCCAUGCACUUGUUUCAUAAUCAAGACAAGAGAAUGGUUCAAUAUUGUACACUUUCAAGUACCUGCUACUUUGUUCCUCACUUUGAUUUUCUUUCAUCUUUUUCCCCCUUUUCAAAAGCACAGGUUCUGUUCCUUUUUGUUCUGUGUUCUUGACACCCUUUCCCUCCUGUUUGUCACGUCACUGUUUUUCUAAAAACAGGAAGUUCAGAAGUUAUAUUUAUUUUUGUGUGGACCUAUAGGAAUGGGAAAAUAAUAAAAUACUUGACUCUGCAUGUCAUUAAA